UCAGUUUAUGAUGAGAUUUAGCUUGCUUAAAACACAACUGACGAACGUGCGUUUUCCUGCCAGUACUGGUCUUCGAAUAAUGUGCCCGACUGGUUAAUACUAUUGGUCAUGCCCGGUCCCUACAAACGCAAGAAGUACCACUACGGGGAUACUCACCUCAAGAAAUCGUGGCGCACCAAACGACGCACCAAGGACUUGGAUCAGAUUGAUAGUGACUUACAACCCGAUCAACUGGAAAAAGCCCAGCGCAAUCAAGAGAUUGACUUUGAGAAACCCGGAUUAGGUCUCUUCAAUUGCGUCCAUUGCGCCCACGAUUUUAUCAAUGAGAAAGCUUUCCAAGAUCACAUCAAGUCCAAACGUCACAAGCGUCGCCUACACGCCUUAAAAACCGAGCCCUACACCAUCGAAGAGAGCGAGCGAGCCGCCGGAAUGGGAUCCUAUGUCGCACCCAAGAAACGCAAAAUGGAAACCUGUCUCCCGUCCGCCAUUCAAAACGGGCUAGAUAUCCAAGAAAUCACCAAGAAACCCAAACUCGACGACGCGAAAAACCAGGAGGAUCGCGACGGUGAUGCCGGAAUGAAAGAAUAAACUUUGUCCCACCCAACUUUUGCCAUGCUCGGGAAUAUGUUGAAAGUCAGUCAAUGUCUGCGGCUCCGAGCGGGCGUACGGGCCCACCACACUGAUAGUGCCUUAUAUUUGACGGGUCGCACGGCUUCCUACCGCACGAACGUGGUCGUGCCCGAAAUUGGCCCAUUAUCCCUCGAGCGCGUGAAACGCAAUUUAGCGGCUAGACAAUUGAGUGAUCAGCAUGAUCUUCCGACCCUUGAGCUGAGUCAAAACUAUGUAAAGUGGUUCCAGCAAGAAGAGGAACGGGCUCUGGGCCAAUUCCAAAGUAGCCCAGAUUCCGGGGUGAUGGGGAAGGCCCUCAGUGACUUACGAGCCGAACGAUGGGCAGUCGAGGAAAAAGUAGCAUUGGCCACAUUGGCCUUGCCCAAUGAUUUAGAAGAAGACUGGUGUAAGGAUCACGACAUUGAUAUCCAUGUGCAAGGCUCGCCUCCUCGCUUUGAUUUCGCUGCCCGAUGCCACCUUGAACUUGCCGGCGAUCUCCUUGAGAUGUCCAACCACUCGCCGCAAGCCUUUUAUCUUUUGGGGUCAUUGUCUCGACUUGAGCUGGAUCUAAGCAACCGAGAUCAAGAUUACUUGCGGCAAUGUGACUUGAUUCCCUUUGCCAAUCCAGACUUUGCUAAAUCGGUCGUGAUCGAAGGUUGCGGUGUCGAUUUUUUCGACCCCAAAGCCGAAUUUGCUCUUGAACCUGCUCAAGAUUUCCAAGAUCGACAGUCCACCCAAGGGAUGCAUUUGGUGGGCGGGGCCUCGAUUUACCCUUUCGUUAGUUUCUUGUGUAAAAAUGUCGUCCAAGCCACUUCGGCCCUACCGGCCACGUUUUACACUUCAGGCCGUCGAUACCGCCCUUUGGCGACGUUUGAAAAUAGAGGACUGUUCAACACUCAGCAAACCACAGCAGUGGAGCUUUUCAAUUUCAGUGAGAGUCACGAUACCAUGAAAUCACAACUAGUGUUUCUUCGUGACAAGUUUAUAGAGUUAUAUGAUUCCUUAGAUAUCCAUUACAAAGUUGUUGCCCUCUCCGCCCCGAAGUUACACACUAACGAAUCCUGUAAACUGUCCUUCCAAAUGUAUAGUCCGAAAUUGGAUGAAUACAUAGAGGUGGGCUCUAUUCGCGGACACGGCCAAUACUUGAGUGAACGUUUCAUGCUCAAAGCCGUGAAAGACAAUAGCCAAGAUUUACAAAAUCUGUAUUGUUUGAGUGGAACCGUUUUGAAUAUCACGAAGGUGCUCGGCUGUCUCGUUGAGAAUUCUCAAACCGAGGGGGGAAAUUUUCACAUAGCAAUCUGAGUUGGCAAUAAAGUGUAUUUCAUCAUCUUCGGA
Tigriopus californicus is the source of this 1944-nucleotide messenger RNA. Its product is annotated as zinc finger protein 593 homolog. The coding region runs from base 109 to 588 and encodes 159 amino acids. The record is from RefSeq and is a predicted model, not a curated record. The transcript is spliced from 3 exons. Lineage: Eukaryota; Metazoa; Arthropoda; Copepoda; Harpacticoida; Harpacticidae.